Colossoma macropomum (tambaqui) is the source of this 4949-nucleotide messenger RNA. RefSeq names its product NACHT, LRR and PYD domains-containing protein 12-like. The transcript has 9 exons. The coding region runs from base 109 to 4053 and encodes 1314 amino acids. The record is from RefSeq and is a predicted model, not a curated record. NCBI's taxonomy places the organism in Eukaryota, Metazoa, Chordata, Actinopteri, Characiformes, Serrasalmidae. Gene Ontology annotation, molecular function: protein binding.
GUCUGGACUGAGGCAGGGAGUGUCCAGGUCUUUCUCACUGAAGACGUCUAAAUAAACCUCAGGAAAGGGAGCAGUCCAACCGUGUCUGUGAAGAGUAGAAACUAAACAAUGGGGAACGAAAACUCAAACCCAAGAAGUGGAGGAGCCACUGAUCCAAACAGAGAAAGAGGAAAACCCAGCCAUGUGCCUAAGAAGAGUGGUGGGUCAACACCUGUCCCUCCUUCAUCCAACAGAGGGGGUGGACAACCCAGUGAUGGGUCCACACCUAUCUCUCCUUCAUUCACCAGAGGAGGUGGACAACCCAGAGAUGGGUCCACACCUGUCUCCCCUUCUUUCAGCAGAGAAAGAGGAGAACCCAGCCAUGUGCAUAAGAAGAGUGGAGGGUCAACACCUGUCCCUCCGUCAUCCAACAGAGGGGGUGGACAACCUAGUGAUGGGUCCACAUCUAUCUCUCCUUCAUUCAGCAGAGGAGGUGGACAACCCAGAGAUGGGUCCACACCUGUCCCUCCUUCAUUCAGCAGAGGAGGUGGACAACCUAGUGAUGGGUCCACACCUGUCUCUCUUUCAUUCAGCAGAGGAGGUGAACAACCCAGUGAUGGGUCCACAUCUGUCCCUCCUUCAUCCAACAGAGGAGGUGGACAACCCAGAGAUGGGUCCACACCUGUCCCUCCUUCAUUCGGCAGAGGAGGUGGACAACCUAGUGAUAGGUCCACACCUGUCCCUCCUUCAUUCAGCAGAGGAGGUGGAAUACCCAGAGAUGGGUCCACACCUGUCCCUCCCUCAUUCAGCAGAGGAUGUGGACAACCCAGUGAUGAGUCUACAUGUGUCCCUCCUUCAUUCAGCAGAGGAGGAGGAGAACCCAGCUCUGAGUCCAUAAAGAGUGGUGGGUCCACACCUGUCUCUUCUUCAUUCAGCAGAGGAAGAGAAGGGUUCAGCUAUGUGUCUAUGAAGUGUGAUGGUUCCAUGGACAACCUUCCUCAUUACAACAGUGGAGCUGUGCCUUCUGGUCCUAGACACUCUAUGGUGGAAAGAACUGGACACCUACAGCAGGAUUCUCAUCUAGCAGUAGAUGAUGUCUUAGAGAGACACAAAACCAGCAUGAAGAACAAGUGCAAAAACUUAGUUGAGAGAACCAAAACAGAAGUAAAUAAAACGCUCCUGAACAGGAUUUACACUCAGUGCUACAUCAUGGAGGGAGAGAGUGAAGGAGUCAAUGAAGAACAUGAGGUUUUACAGAUGGAGAAAACAUCCAGGAGACACUUAGAAGACUCUCCAAUCAACUGCUUAGAUAUAUUUAAAGCUCUACAUGAUCUAAAAGGAGAAACAGAAGAAAAGAAAAUUCUAGCUGAUGUUGCUAAAAGUUUCAGACCCAAAAAAAUAGACAAAGAAAGAAACGAAGACAAAGAACUAAAAGUGCCAAAGCUCAGAAGUGUGCUGACUAAAGGCUUUGCUGGCAUUGGAAAAACUGUCUCUGUGCAGAAGUUCAUUCUGGCCUGGGCUGAUGGAAAAUCCAAUCAGGAUGUAGAUUUCAUGUUUGUGCUUCCGUUCCGGGAGCUGAACUUGGUUAAAGAUGAUCAAUACAGUCUUCAUAAACUUCUGUGUGACUUCCAUCCUGAGAUCAAAGAUCUGGACCCAAGGAUUUAUAAUCAGACCAAAGCUGUGUUUAUAUUUGAUGGUCUGGAUGAAAGCAGAAUUCCACUGAACUUUAAACAGUGUGAGAAAGUAACUAACAUCACCACGACAUCAUCAGUGGAUGUGUUGAUAAUAAACCUCAUCAAAGGAGAGCUGCUUCCAUCUGCUCUGAUCUGGAUCACCUCCCGACCAGCAGCAGCCAAACAGAUCCCUCCUAAAUACAUCAACCGUGUGACAGAAAUACAGGGAUUCAAUGACCCACAGAAGGAGGAGUACUUCAAGAAGAGGAUCAGUGAUGAAGACCAAGCCCAGAGAAUCAUCUCCCACAUUAAGACAGUGAGGAGCCUCCACAUCAUGUGCCACAUUCCAGUCUUCUGCUGGAUCUCAGCCACUGUUCUUCAGCAAAUCAUGAAACAGCAUAAUACAGAAAUCCCUAAAACUCUGACUGAAAUGUACUCACACUUCCUGCUCACUCAGACCAACAUAAAGAACGAGAAGUAUGAGAAAGAUGAGAGAGACCCAAAGAACCUGCUGGAGUCCAACAGAACCAUUCUUCUUAAACUGGCUGAACUGGCUUUCAAACAGCUGAUGAAGGGCAAUGUGAUGUUCUAUGAAGAGGACCUGAGAGAGAGCAGCAUUGAUGUCACUGAGGCCUCAGUGUAUUCUGGGAUUUUCACUGAGAUCUUUAGGGAGGAAUGUGUGCUUUACCAGAGGAAGGUCUAUUGCUUUGUUCAUCUGAGCUUUCAGGAGUUCCUGGCCGCUGUUUAUGUGUUCCACUGCUAUGAAAAUAAGAAAAUGAAGGUACUGCACAUUUUUACAUCACUAAACAGAGAGUGGUCUGAGAAUGUUCCACUGGAUGAGAUUUUGAAGAGAGCAGUGGAUAAGGCUGUAGAGAGUCAGAAUGGACACCUGGAUCUUUUACUCCGUUUCCUGCUGGGCAUCUCAUUGGAAUCCAAUCAGAGACUCCUACAGGGCUUACUGACACCAACACAGAGCAGCUCAGAGAAAACCACAGAGUACAUCAAGAGCUUAAUCAAAGGAGAUUAUCACAUUUCCUCUGAGAGAUCCAUGAAUCUUUUUCUCUGUCUGUCUGAGAUGAAUGACCAGUCUCUCUCCAGAGAGCUUCAGGAGUAUCUAAAAUCAGAGAGACACUCAGAGGAGAAGCUCUCUCCUGGACAGUGUUCAGCACUAGCCUGCAUGCUUCUGAUCUCGGAAGAGGUGCUGGAUGAACUGGACCUAAGGAAAUACAACACAUCAGAGGAGGGUUAUAAGAGACUGAUCCCAGCUCUGACUGUCUGCAGAAAAGCUGUACUGUCUGGCUGUAAUCUCACCAAGAACUCAUGUGAAGCCUUCAGCUCUGCUGUACAAUCAGCAAACUCUUCUCUGAAUGAUCUGGACCUCAGUAACAAUGACCUGCAGGAUUCAGGAGUGGAGCUGCUCUUUGCUGGAUUGAAGAGUUCAAGCAGUAAACUGAAGAUACUCAGACUUGCUCUCUGUAAACUUGGGGAAAAGGCUUGUGAAAAUCUGGCAUUAACUCUACAAUCAACAGACUCCUCCUUGAAAGAGCUGGACCUCAGUAACAAUGAUGUACAGGAUUCAGGAGUCGAGCUUCUUUCUGCUGGACUGAAGAGUUCAAGCUGUAAAUUGGAGAUACUCAGGUUGUCUGGAUGUAUGGUUACAAAUAAAGGCUGUUCUUCUCUGGCUUCAGCUAUGAAAUCAAACCCCUCCCACCUGAGAGAACUGGAUCUGACCUAUAAUCACCCAGGAGAGUCUGGAGUGAAGCUGCUCUCUAAUCUACUGAAGGAUCCACACUGUGCACUGGAGAAACUACAGGUGGAUCAUGGAGGGAAGAUCAGGAUGAAACCUGGAUUGAGGAAAUAUGCUGUUGAUCUCACUCUGGAUCGAAACACCAUGAACAGUAAUCUCUAUCUGUCUGAGAGGAACAGAAAGGUGAAUUGUUUGGAUAAGAAACAGUCGUAUCCAGAUCAUCCAGACAGAUUUGAUCGUUGUGCUCAGGUUCUGAGUGUGGAGAGUCUGACUGGACGCUGUUACUGGGAGGUUCAGUGGAGUGGAUGGGAUGCGGACAUAUCAGUAUCAUACAGAGGAAUCAAGAGGAAAGGACUUAGUGCUGACUGUGUGUUUGGAAAUAAUCAUCAGUCCUGGAGUCUGAACUGUUAUAAUAACAGAUAUUCUGUCAGAAACAAUAAACAGAAAACUGACCUACCAGCACCCCCCUCACCCUCUAACAGAGUAGGAGUGUAUCUGGACUGGGGGUCCGGCACACUGUCCUUUUACACCGUCUCCCCUAACACACACACACUGACCCACCUACACACACUUACCACCACAUUCACUGAACAACUCUAUGCUGGGUUUAGGGUUUAUGCUGACUCAUCAGUGCAGCUGUGUGUGAUAGAAUAACCUCUAUACAAUUUGUGUGUGUGUGUGUGUGUGUGUGUGUGUCUGUGUGUGUGUGUGUGUGUGUGUGUGUGUGUUUGUGACAUAUAUGGUGGAAAUGUUGUUCACAGUUUCAGUCUAAAGUGUUAUUGUUAAAAUUGACUCACAUAGACAAAUUUGUUGUGUGUUGCAAAAAUAUCUGCAAUGUUUAAAACUUAAGCUUACUCUGAAAAUAUGCGAAUGGGAAAAUAAUUUUGCAAACACAUUAGGUUUUAGUUUUUGGAAGACGAUUAUCUGUUGAAAGCUUUCUUUAACUUUUCAAGUAAAGGUGAGGUGAGGUGAGGUAUCUGUUAGCUGGCUAGAUUUUUACCAUCUGUGUUUCUAUAGCUUUUCUUAUACUUUUGUUUCAGUGAACAAAUGAAGGUAGCACUUUAUGAAAGCCAUAUUUGUAGAAAUAGUUAAAAAUGUGCUUAUAACUAUUUAUAGCUUGGUUGCAAUGCUUUGAGCAUGCUUAGAAACUUUAAUAAUCACCCAUAAGACUGUAAUAACAUACUGUAAUUAAACCUUUGGUCACAUAUAAGCAUGUUGUAACACAAGUGUUACUAUUUUUAUGCGUAUUAAAGAGAUAACGACCUGUAAAUAAUCAUAAAGCACAUAUAAUACUUACAAACAAUUAUAAACACAAACAAAUUGAAGUGAAAUUUUAGGUUAUUCACAUUUUAAUGUAAAAUAUGAUGUACUGUUUGUUUCUGUCAAUAUACACUAUGUAUAAUAUGUGUAGAUCUGUUGUUAUUGCAGGAUCAGCUGCACUUUGAUGUUAAUUACUUAUGUAUUAUGGUCAAAUGUUGACAUUGUUGGAUAGACAAAUCCUCAAAACAAUUGUGUUUACAGUUUUUUUUUUUUGAGAAAUUGAGAAAUCA